Molecule: messenger RNA, 1632 nt
Organism: Microdochium trichocladiopsis
Lineage: Eukaryota; Fungi; Ascomycota; Sordariomycetes; Xylariales; Microdochiaceae
Exons: 1
Coding region: 314-1564 (416 amino acids)
Source: RefSeq, a predicted model, not a curated record
AGGGCACUUUGCGUAACCAUUUUGCAGACACCUACCAAAACGAAAUCGCAUUGAUCGACUCGCCUAUCUACUGGCCCGUAUCGCAGAGACAGACCAAAGUCGUGCGGCUUGUACGUUGACGUGUAACGUCUUCCUUUCUGGCAGCCCCCCCCCCCCUGGCAGAGCUGUUGGGGUGCAAUCUUCCUCUUAUUUGUCCUUCACGACUCCAGAGUGGCCUGACGCCUCUCCAGUGUCAGUGCCAGUGCCCGUCUCUGCAAUAUCGUCAACCACAACCUCCGGACCAUCUGCACAGGACCCGCAACCCAGAGACACAAUGUCCUCGUCUCUCCAACCGGGCAGCGGCGGCGGCAGCAAGAAGAAGGGAGGGAGAAGCGGAGAAGGCCGCAGAGUGACGCUAGAUCACAUCGUCGUGCUGGUCCCGUACCACUUCCUCUCCGGUCUGCCGGGCUUAUCUGCGUCCGGUAACGGCGGCGGCGCAGACGGGACAGCAGCACAAGCCGCAGCAGGACAAGAAGCAGCACCAGAGUGGUUCCGGGAGCUAUUCACCUUCUCGCCCGGCGGGCGGCACGCGGACGGCCUGACCGAGAACGUGCUCGUGCUCUUCAAGAGCGGGGUGUAUCUCGAGUUCAUUGCGUUCACGCCCGAGGCGGCCGGUGCUACUGCUGCUGCUGGUGGUGGGGGGAAGGGAAGGCAGGGGCACAAAUGGGGCGGGUUUGCCGAGGGGAGCGUCGUCGACUGGGCCGUCACUGUUUUCCACGACGGAGGAGGAGGAGGAGAAAGCGGGACGGGAGCGGCAAAGAAUGACUAUGACGAGGUGGUCAGGCCCAUCACGCAGCGCGUGCUGCUCGGACACCGUCGCCAUCACCAGCCCGACGACGAGGGGCAACAGCCGGGCGGUGGUGGCGGCGGCGGCGGCCAAGUGGUGGUCUAUGGUGAUUUGAUACCCGGCGGGAGAACGCGGCCCGACGGGGUCAAGCUCGAGUGGGCUACCGUUCCUGCCGUUCGGCUCGACCCGUCGUCGUCGUCGUCGUCUUCGCCAUCGCCAUCCGAGAAAGAAGCUACUCCUGUUGAUCGUCGCGGUGGUGCCGCAGCCGCAGAAGCAGAAGGAGAGCAAGUCCACCCCGGGCAAGCGCCGUUCUGGUGUGUCGACGAGACCCCGCGGGAGCUGCGGGUGCCGUACGCGCACGCAGGCACAGAGCAUGCCAACACGGGAGCCGUCGGCGUGGCAAGCGUGCAGGUCACGCCCGCUCCUGGAGUCUCCGCGGGGGAUCUGGGCCGGCUGUACGAUGAAGUCUUUGCCCGUGGCGAUGGCGAGGAUGGCGCUGAGGAGGAGGAGAAGAAGAAGAACAACAACAACAAGUGGGCGCUUUCUGCGCCCGAGGGCACGCACUUUCAUCGAGAUGGUGUCCUGGAGCUUGUCGAUGCGGCUGGUCAUGAAGCAGCAGUCGCUGCUGGCGAUGUCGUCGUGGCGCUCUACACUGACAAGCCGGAGCUUGCGGGGAAGAGGGUCGGAGGCAAAGUUGAUGGAGACAGGGCAAUCUGGUUCGAUCUUGUGGGAGUUUGAGCUAGUGGGAUGUUAGAAGCUUCGUCUUCAUCAUGAAUAGACUGUAUGGAAUUGUGCUGUGAGCGUCG